This is a messenger RNA of Lottia gigantea (owl limpet), 303 nucleotides long. RefSeq lists its product as hypothetical. The record is from RefSeq and is a predicted model, not a curated record. NCBI's taxonomy places the organism in Eukaryota, Metazoa, Mollusca, Gastropoda, Lottiidae. The transcript is spliced from 2 exons. The coding region runs from base 1 to 303 and encodes 100 amino acids.
AUGAAACGGUUUACACUGCUGGCUUUAUUAUUGGUUGCCAUCUUAUACAUUAGCCAAUCAGAAUCAAAGUGUCAAGGUGUAACAAAGUGUAUGGUGAAUUUAUUUACGUGUAAAAGAGAACAAAUUUCAGUGAACAUUGCUGCAGAUUGUUGUAAAGAAUAUUUUGAAUGUUUUAAUGAAUGCAAACCAGGAUCCAGACCCCCAUGUAAGAAUACGGCACCAGGAAAGCGAGGAAGUUGGAAUAAACGAUACAGUUCAAGAUAUGGUUCAGAUAUAUUGGGAGAUAUCAUCAGUGGCUACUAA